This is a messenger RNA of Suillus subalutaceus, 3213 nucleotides long. RefSeq lists its product as uncharacterized. Gene Ontology annotation, molecular function: protein binding. Bases 158 to 3127 code for a protein of 989 amino acids. The record is from RefSeq and is a predicted model, not a curated record. Gene Ontology annotation, biological process: cell surface receptor signaling pathway. The transcript is spliced from 7 exons. NCBI's taxonomy places the organism in Eukaryota, Fungi, Basidiomycota, Agaricomycetes, Boletales, Suillaceae.
AUGCUGCAUCGCUCCUUCAAGCCUAUGCAAGACACCGAGGACUCGGAGCCCAAUGCCCAUCUUCGUUAGUUCCAACAGUAAGUUCUUCUUUCACUGACCCCGCGUCUCUUGCCUCCCAACGUUCAUUCUCUCAAUAUAAUAAACGCCCCGGUAGGUUAUGCCGCCGAGCCGUGCAGUUUCUCACCCUUCACUAGCUCAAGGCGAUGUCAUCCAAAAAACAAAAGUAGGACCUGGAAGGUCCAAAAAAUCAAAGAAGGGCUCAAAACAACCCGCUCCUGAGACCGAAGGAUCGCAGGACGACAGUAUGAGUCAACUGCUGGGCGUCACUAUAGCGGCCAUCAAUACUACCAAAGACCUUGUGCCAAUCAAUCUUGCGAAAGGCAUUCUCGGAACAAUUGCAAACAUUCUGACUCUUGCGCAGUCAGUAAUCAAGAACAAGUCCGAUUUCCAGGUGAUAGCCGACAAGUGCGAGACUAUCAGAGAAAUUCUUGGAAGGGCGACCAAGGACGCUACCGAAGACGAUCUACGAGGACACUUGGGUCAUGCAUUAUCCCAGCUUAACAAAUCGGUAAACCGCAUCAACAGUGACGUAGCGUCAUCGAAGGAGCAAGGGUUUUGGAGGAGGCUCUUCACUGUCACGAUUGAUCGUGACAAGAUCACUGCAUGGGAAAAAGACUUGGAUCGUGUCCUCGGACUCUUCAAUUUUGAAGCAAUCACUGGCAUGGGGAUUGACAUGAAGCUUGUAAAGAAGGCUUUAGAACUCAUGGGCAAUGAUCCUAGUAUUAAUGCCCCAAAGAAUCGCCAGGUUGAGCCUCCACCACGACCUGCCAUGCUGUAUGGCCGCGACGAUCUUGUAGCAGAGUUGACGAACCUCGUCGUCAAUGAUGAGCAUUUGGCGUUGAUCGGUCCUGGGGGCAUGGGAAAGAGUUCUGUGGCUAAAGCCAUCAUCAACGAGCCACUCGUCAUGGAGAAAUUUGCCGAUCGGCGCUUCUUUGCGACAUAUGAUGGCCUGGAUCCUUUGACCAUAACAUUCGAAACCUUUAUGACUCGUUUCGCGAGAGCCCUUGGUAUAGAGAUCGCUGGCGCUGACCCCGUGCGCCAGAUAUCUACCUUUCUUCAUUCUGGCAGCGCCCUUGUUAUCCUCGAUAAUGCUGAAACCUUCGAAGAGGCCAGCACAUCGUCGGCGCUCGGAGACAUACCGCAAGCCAUCGCUGACAUGGCUAAUAUCCCUGGCGUCAUCCUGAUUCUCACAUCACGCAGUAGAAGGAAUGCGCCAAACGUGGAAUGGAUAACGAAGGAUAUUCCAGCCCUGGACUUGAGCUCUGCUCAAGCAGUGUUCUUUCAAAUUUAUUACCACGCCAGUCGUAGCGAAGCCGAAGAAGACAUAAAAGGCCUGCUCAAGGAAUUGGAUUUUCACCCCCUUUCCGUCAACAUACUUGCAAAUGCUGCACAACAAAAUGGCUGGUCUCCAGCCACACUGCUCAAGAGAUGGAAUGAUCGGCACAGCAAAGUGCUUGACGCUGGGAAGGGGAAGCUGCAAAGCCUGUCCAACACCAUGCAGCUGUCGCUCAGCUUGCCGUCGGUCCAGGAUCUCGGCGAAGAUGGUCUUCGUGUCUUAGCCAUCAUCGCAUUCUUGCCCCAGGGUCUAAACGAGAACCUGGCUGGUGAUUUGUUGCCAUCGCUUCCGCAAGUCAAUGCUAUAUGCGAUGUUCUAUGCAUGCAAUCCCUCGUUUAUCGUCAAGACAACUUCCUCAAGGUGCUCGCCCCCAUUCGGCAUUACGUGCGAGAUUCAUUGCAAGCACCUGACUCCACGUCUUUGCGAGAGAUACAUGCCUUCUACUAUCGCACUGUCGCCUCCUGUUCGAAAGAGCGUGAUCAGUAUGCUGAUAUCAUUAUCUCGGAUCAUGUAAACAUCGAGCAUGUAAUUGCCUUCGACCUUGCCGAUAUCCCGGAUGACGCAGAAGAGACCUAUAAGGCUUGCUGGCAAUUUUUGGAACGUUUGGAUUGGUAUCUGCCUCGCCCGACUACUCUUACCCCUGCUAUUUCCAAUAUCGUCGAAAACUCUUCCACGUGGACGCUAAAAGCAGACUGCUUGUUAACCCUCACACGGCUCUACGACACACUUUCUCAGCUCGUGGAAGCAUCACAGGCCUUUCAAGCUGCCGAGGCGCUCUACCUCACCGCUGGCGACCCCGAGAGGAUGGGAGAUUGUCUUAUAAAUCGUGCAGACAUGCUGAGAUGUCAAGGUCGCUUUAUUCAGUCCCAGAAUCUCUUAGAGGACCUUCAGCACUCCGACUCUUGGGAGUCUCUCAGCGAAAUAAAUAAAGCCCGAGCUUGGUUUUUCUUGGAUAUGGCCCGGAUGUACACAUUCACAGAAUCUGCCGAUGAAUUAUUUGUGAAAUCCGCGGAAGAUCGUAUCUUGGGCUUGGCAACCAAGAUUUGGCACUGGCGGGCCAAAUUUUAUCAUGGGGGUGACGUUGUCCAGGUGAAGACACACCUCAAAGACCUGUUCGUGCAGCAUGCAGGUACCGGAGAUGCCAGAACUCUCGAAGACCUACUUCAGGGCCUUGCAGACGUUGCAUAUUGCGAAGGCAGAUUGUCUGAAGCAAUGGAUAUCCUGCAGAAUAUCAUAGAGAUGGAUGGACAAUCUGCAGAAGGUGUCCUUUGGUCUACCGUGUGGAAGGCUCAUGUUGUGAGCAAGCAAGGGGAUUAUAACCUGGCGAGGGAGCUCAUCCGUAGAGCCUCAGAACCCUUCCAAUUCUUUGCGCUACGCAGUGCGCGCACGUUCCUCCAUCAAUCUUACGGCUCGGCAUGCAUCGAGCUCACUGCGGGCGAGUCCCACAGGGUCGAGGCUUAUUUUACUGCCACAAUCGAAGCCUGCGACAUGCAAAGCGAUCUGUUGCGUAAGGCAUUCAACAUUCGUGGACUGGGAGAGAUUGCAUUUGCGCAUAGUAACUUUGCACUAGCUACACAGCGCUUCGAAGAGACACGAUCUUUGUGCGCUGAGAUGGGAGUGCCUUCUCAGCAUUUGUACAGCUGCUUUCUGUUGGAUACUUUACCGGACAGAUUCGAAGGAUGGGUGUUAUUCCUGGAGGGUCUGUCGCCAUCUGUGAACGAUACUAUGUAGAUUGUAUACAUUAGCCGCCUGCGGUUGUAUUUCAUGAGUAGUUUCAUCAUCAUUGUAUUAUAUCCAUGACAAGGAAGUAAUAAUGA